GAGAGGAGGGUACCCGGAGCUCAUAAAAGUUUAGCAGGAGUCCGUGUCUGUAAGAAAUCUUAGGAGAAAGUGUCACGGAGAAGUAUUUUCCUGUGAAUCUGCUGGGUUACAUAGCAUCAGCUUCGGGCGUUUAUUUACAUCAGAGCUGCUGUGAAGACUGGAAAUCAGAAAAACAGCAAGAUAAGGUGGAUAACAGUCAGGUUUCCCCCAGCAAGUUUGAAAGAAGGAAGAUUUUUUGUCUUUGAAUUAAAAUUGUAGAGUGAUGGCUUCUCACAAGCGAAUCUUGGGGGUUCUGAGAAAAAGAUCAGCCCGGAGAAACCUGUUUGGGCCUGUGGACCGAGUGCAGUUACAGGUGGAGUACCAGACCGCCAUGCGUAACGACCUUCAGGAGGCUUCAAAGCGGUGGGGCUUUGACUUUAGCUUGGACAAGCCUCUGGAGAGCAGUGAUUUCCAAUGGGAAGGUGUCCCGAGCACUAGGGUGCCUCUGCUCUACAGGUCCUGUUUGCAGGAUCUCGGACAAGCUGAAGGCCAAAGGUCAGCAGCGACAGUUACUCCCAAGAGAGGGAGGGUGGAGACGGCACAGAGCGAGAAGGAGAACAUCCCCGGUACGCCGGAGAAAUGCAAGCACAGCCAGGAGAUGCUGGAGAAAACACCGGAGAAGGGCGAGAACACGGGGCUGAAGAGGAAGCAGACGAACAUCACAGAUUUCUACCAGGCUAAAAGAAGAGUAGUGUGGAUGCCCCGCAAAUCCGGCGAGUGAUAUUCGGUGGAGAAACGCCAAUAUUCCAAGAGAACCACACAGACAGGGCCACGCUCAGGAAUCACAUGUCCCGCACAGACUCUGGCCGUGCACCCAGGAGGGACCUCAACCACACGUCAAUACAAAACACUUAAUUAGGGUACUGUAGUCACUCUGAGGAGAUUGGUGUUUUUUCCCCUCAGUGGCAAGAAUGCGACAUUUGAGCAGAGAAGAUUAACAGUAAUCUCUGGAAUCAGUGGAUUUACCCUCAUUUGGGG
This is a messenger RNA of Pelmatolapia mariae (spotted tilapia), 1017 nucleotides long. RefSeq names its product cyclin dependent kinase inhibitor 1A (gene cdkn1a). NCBI's taxonomy places the organism in Eukaryota, Metazoa, Chordata, Actinopteri, Cichliformes, Cichlidae. Gene Ontology annotation, biological process: negative regulation of cyclin-dependent protein serine/threonine kinase activity; signal transduction by p53 class mediator; DNA damage response. The coding region runs from base 263 to 760 and encodes 165 amino acids. The transcript has 3 exons. The record is from RefSeq and is a predicted model, not a curated record. Gene Ontology annotation, cellular component: cyclin-dependent protein kinase holoenzyme complex; nucleus. Gene Ontology annotation, molecular function: cyclin-dependent protein serine/threonine kinase inhibitor activity.